AGGCAGGGCGGGGAGGGCUCGCGCGGGCUGAGGGUCCCAAGCACCGCGGGUUGCGCUGCCUGCUCCUCCUCCUCUUGAGCAGAGCCGCAUGAUGGCGGCAGCUGCGGCCGUGGUGGAGGUGAGCGUCAGCAGCACCGGGAGCAGCAGCAGCGACACGUCCAGCACCGGCGAGGAGGAGCGGAUGAGGCGCCUCUUCCAGACCUGCGAUGGCGAUGGGGACGGUUACAUCAGCAGGAAUGACUUGCUGAUGGUGUGCCGACAGUUGAAUAUGGAGGAGUCUGUUGCUGAGAUCAUGCACCAACUGGGAGCAGAUGAAAAUGGGAAAAUUUCCUUUCGGGAUUUUACUCGGUGCCGCAUGCAGCUUGUGCAAGAAAUCAGGAAAGAGGAAGUGGAACUUUCUGUGAAAUCAGAUGACUCUUGUAAAAAGAAGUUGUUAAGGUACAGAAUAGCCUCCUGGCCAACGAGCAGUGAUAACAGUUUGGGUGCCUUAUCAGGUGCUAGAGAAAGCUGGGAAUAUGAUUCUGGUGCAAGAGACCUUCAGAGUCCUGACCUGCAGAGUCAUUCUACCCUACAGAAGCUCUUGGAGUAUGGUGGCAGCACUAUGAGUCAACAAGCUGCUCUGCAGAAACUGCUAACACAGGCCUCCAAUCUUAGCAACUCAGUUGGAGGAAGCUAUUUAGAGCUUGCCAACACUGUUCCCAGCCUUGGCAAGACAAGUUUUGUAAUUUUGCUGGAGCCAAGACAGCUCCAUUUAGCAGCCCUGGCAUCACUAAAGGGAGAUAUAGUGGAGCUUAAUAAACGUCUGCAGCAAACAGAAAGGGAGCGAGACCUGCUGGAAAAAAAAUUGGCAAAGGCACAGUGUGAACAAUCUCAUCUAAUGAGAGAGCAUGAAGAUGUACAGGAGCGAACAACACUACGCUAUGAGGAACGAAUCACAGAGCUUCACAGCAUUAUCGCUGAAUUAAAUAAAAAGAUUGACCGACUACAAGGAACAACAAUAAGGGAGGAAGAUGAAUAUUCCGAACUACGAUCAGAGCUCAGCCAGAGCCAGCAUGAGGCUAAUGAAGAUUCACGCAGCAUGGACCAGGAUCAGACUUCUGUUUCAGUACCAGAGAACCAGUCCACUAUGGUCACUGCUGACAUGGAUAACUGUAGUGACUUGAACUCCGAACUGCAGAGAGUGCUGACGGGGCUGGAGAAUGUAGUCUGCGGGAGGAAGAAGAGCAGUUGCAGUUUGUCUGUAGCAGAAGUGGACAGACACAUUGAACAACUCACCACUGCCAGCGAACAUUGUGAUCUAGCUAUUAAGACAGUAGAGGAGAUUGAGGGUGUGCUGGGACGGGAUCUUUAUCCAAAUCUGUCUGAAGAGAGAUCUCGGUGGGAAAAGGAGCUGGCUGGUCUGAGGGAAGAAAAUGAGAGCCUCACUGCUAUGCUGUGCAGCAAAGAGGAGGAGCUGAACAGGACCAAGGCCACUAUGAACGCUAUCCGGGAAGAAAGGGACAGAUUGCGCAGAAGGGUUCGGGAACUACAGACACGUUUACAGAGCAUCCAGGCAACAGGUCCAUCCAGCCCAGGUCGUCUCACUUCCGCAAACCGACCCGUGAACCCCAGUACUGGAGAGCUGAGCACGAGCAGUAGUAGCAAUGACAUUCCCAUUGCCAAGAUUGCUGAACGAGUGAAGCUCUCGAAGACAAGGUCAGAGUCUUCAUCGUCUGACCGACCUGUCCUAGGAUCAGAAAUCAGCAGCAUAGGGGUGUCUAGCAGUGUGGCUGAGCACUUGGCCCAUUCUCUCCAAGACUGCUCCAACAUCCAGGAAAUCUUUCAGACACUCUAUUCACAUGGAUCUGCUAUCUCUGAAAGCAAAAUCCGAGAGUUUGAAGUGGAAACAGAGAGGUUAAAUAGCCGUAUUGAGCACUUAAAAUCCCAGAAUGACUUGUUGACAAUAACGUUGGAGGAGUGCAAGAGCAAUGCUGAGAGGAUGAGCAUGCUGGUUGGGAAAUAUGAGUCCAAUGCCACGGCACUCAGACUUGCACUGCAGUACAGUGAACAGUGCAUAGAAGCAUAUGAGCUGCUGCUGGCUUUGGCUGAAAGUGAACAGAGUCUCAUUCUUGGUCAAUUCAGAGCUGCAGGCGUCGGGUCUGUCGGGGACCAAACAGGUGAUGAGAACAUUACCCAGAUGCUCAAGAGAGCUCACGACUGCAGGAAGACAGCUGAGAAUGCAGCAAAAGCUCUGCUGAUGAAGUUAGACGGCAGCUGCGGGGGAGCCUAUGCGAUCACUGGCUGUAGUGUACAGCCCUGGGAGAGCCUGUCAUCCAACAGCCACACCAGCACUACCAGCUCAACUGCAAGUAGCUGUGAUACGGAGUUCACAAAGGAGGAUGAGCAGAGGUUGAAGGAUUACAUCCAGCAGCUGAAGAAUGACAGGGCAGCAGUCAAGCUGACCAUGUUGGAGCUGGAGAGCAUCCAUAUUGAUCCCCUUAGUUAUGAUGUCAAACCUCGUGGAGAUAACCAGAGGCUAGAUCUGGAAAAUGCAGUAUUGAUGCAGGAACUCAUGGCAAUGAAGGAGGAGAUGGCAGAGCUUAAGGCACAACUGUACUUGCUAGAGAAAGAAAAGAAAGCACUGGAGUUGAAACUUAGCACUCGAGAGGCCCAAGAACAGGCCUACCUAGUUCACAUUGAGCACCUGAAGUCUGAAGUAGAAGAGCAAAAAGAACAGAAAAUGAGAUCCCUCAGCUCCACCGGUAGUGGCAGCAAAGACAAAUUGGGCAAGGAAUGCACAGAUGGGACCCCAACACCAUUAACCCUAGCUGAGCUGAGACCAUACAACGACAGUGAACUGGCUGCAGAACUAACAAAUGCACUCAGACGAGAGAAGAAACUGAAAGGGAGAGUGCAAGAGUUAGUGAAUGCCUUAGAAAGACUCACGAAGAGCAGCGAAAUCAGACAUCAGCAGUCUGCUGAGUUUGUUAAUGACCUGAAAAGGGCAAACAGUAACCUUGUGGCAGCUUAUGAAAAAGCAAAGAAGAAGCAUCAAAACAAAUUGAAGAAACUGGAGUCACAAAUGAUGGCCAUGGUUGAGAGGCAUGAGACUCAAGUGAGGAUGCUCAAACAAAGAAUAGCAUUGCUGGAGGAGGAGAACUCAAGACCUCACACUAAUGAAACUUCGCUUUAAAAUUCUCUAUAUAUAAUGUGACAAUUAGUGCCAUUAAAAAGUUGGGGUUUUUUGACUGAUUUUAGGUAGUGAACACUAUUAAGGAUCUGAAACAUAACAGGCAUAGAUCAGCCUUGUGUGGCUUUGUCAAAUCAAGCCAGGAGAACUGGGGAGACUAUUUUAAGCUUAAGCAAAGGAUUGUUUAUUGAUGACUGCUUGAAAUGGACAGUGUCUGAAGGUAAAGUUUCCCAUCAUACCAAGGUUAUGUUCAUGGUAUAUGUAAUUAUGUACAUACACACACAUGCAGGAUUAUCUCCCAUCUUCAUCCUAAUGGGUGGGAGUCCCUCCACACUUUCAUUUUGAUCUUGAUGCAUUCCCUUGCUUUUAAUUUACUCCCAAGACAAGGCCAAAAUAGCACUCAUUCAGAUGCUUUUGUAUGUUUGUUUGGGCACAGAGUAAGCCAGUUUGAUAGAUCUCCCAGCCACCAUGUUUUCUUUGUCCUGAAAUCUUGCAGUAAGACUUGCUGUUACAGCUAUUGUAUAUGUGUAUUUGGUGAGGGGAGGUGUGCAAGAUGACAGCAUGGUUCGUACCCUGCACCAAACUUGCAGUUCUCCACACCGCACACAGUCCAACAGAUGUAGGAGGAGAACUCCUGUUAAUUCGGAGAUGUUUUACCCAGGCAGGAUUCCUGAACACAGCAACUAGAAAGCUCUUGCUGCAAGUCUACAGUUCUGCUUUAUUUCUUAUGCCCUUACAGGCUCUGUGUGGCCACAUGCUUUCUGUUUACAGUGCAGGGGGUGUGGGCCGAGAUUGGGUAGGAAGUUACAAGGAAGUUUUUGUCCUUCAUGUUCUAGGGUAGUGCUGACAGUCAAUUUAGAAAAAGUUGGAUUUAUUUUUCUAAAAUACAUUAUAGACAAGGUUUUCCUCAGAGAAGCCUCUGUCAGAUGCAGAGUAGUAUUAGACCAGCAUAACGUUCCAUUACACCUGUGUGUCACCAAGAGGCAGAAACUCUCUCUGCACUUACUAUGUAGUACAAAAAGGUACUUCUUUAUAAGGAAUGUACCUAUUCAAUAUUAAAAUAAAUGCACAUGAAUGUGCGUAUACAUGUAGAUAGAUACACACACAUACAAAAUGAGUGAGCAAAUGGCUGGCUCUUAGUACUAUGUGAGUAGAAGUUAUAUGAACACAGCCUUCUGAUGGCUGUUGUAAAAUUACAUUUAUAGGCUAUAUUUUAAUAAGUUACUGUUAUAAUGUAGGUGGACUUCUCUGUUCAAGCCAGUUGGUUUCUUAUGCCAUGCUAGCUAGCACAUGGUAAGACUGAAUGAGUCUGGUGUUUUUAGUAGAGGCUGAGUGAAGCACAGAGAUCAGGUUGCCACCUCUAGGAAGCAGAAGGUGUAGUCUCAGACAUGGCAUGCAUCCCAGCUCCUUUGGGCCUUGUUCACAGGACUUUUGUGUUUUCACUGUCACAGAGAUUAUCUGAACACUUAAAAUAAAACAACCCACCCUUAUCAGUUUAAUCAACCUAGAGUCAAUUAACUUUUUUGUCAUUACUACAGCGCUGGUAUGUUUAUUAUUGGUCAAGCUUGAGGUGCUUUCCUUGGCAAAUGGAUUUACAAAAGUCUGCUGUCAUUCCCACCUGUCACACAGGAAUUUGUUGUGUUUUGGGACUUGUCUUGAGUUUCCUAGACCUGUUUAGAUUGAUGUGAAUUUCUCUCUAAAGGCUUGUUUAGCUUUAAAAGUAUUUCCAGAGAGCUGUGGCUAUGGUUCUCUAUGCUGAGUAACCCUUUGCUAGAUUAAGCCUUUAGCCUUCCUGGCUGGAUCAUGCUUUGCUGCUUCUAGAUGUUAAGCAGGGACAAUGAGGGGAUUUACUUUCAGCUUUUUAGGGAGCAGGUCAAAAACAGCCUUAGCUGAGAUUUAAAUGGCAGUGGUUCUUAAUGCUGGUUUCUAAUGCUCUCCUUCCUUUUGGCAACUGUUGUUCUCUUUCCUUAAAAGUAGUGAAGGUUGAGUAGCAAAUCUGAGACAACAUAAGCUGCAACAAUGCCAAACCCAGUCUCCUGCGUACACCAGUAUAAAUGAAAAAGACAGCAUUACUUACAAACGAAGGGCCACCUCGUAGAGCCCUGCUACCUGACUUGAAACUACAGGGACCCAACUACAUGUGUUGGGUCUGGGUCAGGUGGGAAAGCAAGCGGCCCCUUAGGGGGUUAGGGUGGGAGUGGCUGCGUGCUCCACCAUGCUGCACUGCAUGUAUUGUAGAGUGUCUGUGCUGAGGAGCUGCAGAUUCUCACUCCACAGUACAUACAGCGCAGCAGGGAGGAGUGGAUAUUAAGACCAGUGCAUGAUGCCCUCCCUGAACAAACCCUGAGGCAGAAGGAGAGCUGGGAGGGGUGUGGGUCUGAAAACAACUCGAUCCUCUCAGGACUGAUCUGUCAGGCUUAAACGUUAGGCCCAAGCCAACCUGUACCACCUUUUAGUUUGGGUGGGGCCACUCCCCUUUACCUACAGAACUGUAUAAUCUCCCACUUUGAACUGCAAAUCCCAUCCUCUAAGCAAUAUUCAUAUUGAUUUUCCAAUGUCUGAGUGCAGUUCUGUCCAUAGAAUUGUUUUGCUAAGCUAGAACUGUCCUUCACUGCAGCAGAAAGUUUUUUUUGGGGGGGGGCAAGAUCCAUGUUAAAAAAAAUUUUAUUUUGCCCACAAAUGUCCUCAACAGUGGACAUUUUUCCUGACUGAAUGAAGAGGGCUUGAAAGGAAGAACCCGUCUUUAAAAUGAGGCAGAAAAAGCUGUGUAAGUAGUUUCUAUAUUUUGGGUCCAGCACCCCAUUCACUAAAAUAAGUGAGUUUUGUCAUGGGCCUUUAGUUGAAGCAGGAUCAGACUACGUGCCUCUGUUUAUCAUUGGGAAAACUUUUCUGGUGCUAAAAGACUGUGUGCACAACCCUACACAGUAUGAGAGAUGCACUAAGCCAGUUCCCACAGGUUCAAGGACUCAAGUCAUCAACCUUGUUACCUCCUUGAGAUCAGCCCUACAUUAACUGUGACCUAAGGACUUGACUUGAACACUGCUGCUUAAGUCUAGAUGUAAGUGGCUAGAUAAUGGGUGCAAAGUUCACAUUAGCUUUAGCAGGAGUUUUGGAUAAGUAAAGGCUGCAGCUGCUUGCUUGUACUAAAUGCCCCAAGCAUUUGCUUUCCCAUUUAUAAUAUGCAGCCAAAACUUUGGGCUGGGGCAGUUUGGAUUAUAUACCUAACACCAGUUAGGCUCCUUGCUAACCCAGUUUGUUUAACAAAAUUCUGAGUAAGCUAAAGCAAUCUCCAUGCUGGAAACAUGUAUUUGUGCAGGAGGCACCCACUACUUGACCAGCACUGAGAGCUGACUUUGAAAUAGAUAAAAAAACCAAAACCAACAGGCAUAUGGUUCAGGGCUACAAAAGGGACACAGUGACAUGGUUCACAGUUCCUGGUUCCUUUGUAAUUUGUGUGAGGGAAGAAAGCAAGUUACUGUUCUCUUUAUUCCUGCUACUGGGGUUCAGCAUUAGAUCCCUGACCUCCUCACCAUGGUAUCUGAGUGCCUUCCAUUAAGCAAAGUUACUAAGAUCUGUCACUGGUGGUUAGUUCUCUCUCAAGGGAGUGCUUUUAAGUUGUUUAAAUGAAAAUGCUGCCCUGUUUAUAUAUUAGAAAAGGCAAGGGUGAGGUGUGAUGUGCUUAACUCCUUCAGGAAUGUGUUGCAGAAUUGGGUAGGCUCCCUAGAACCCAUGGCUGUGGCUUUAGCCUUAAAAUAGAAAUGGCCCCUGUGCUCCUGCAGCCAAGUUGUUGACCACAGUCUUGAGCCGACAAGGACAGAUCCUGAUGUAAUAUUCUGUGGGAAAUCACUGUGGAGACUCAGCAAUAACAAAUCUAGAACAAGCACCUGAGACAGCUGAAAUUCUUCCACAUAUAGGUUUGGCUACCCCACGUUGCUGGAUUGUUUUUCCUAGUAUCAGUUUUAGGAGGCAUGUUCACAGCUGUACAACAUAUAACAAUUGCUGAUAGUGUCUCUUACUAAGUUGAAAAGCAAGGGAUUUUAGGUUGUUUUUUUCCUUCAAUAAGCGUGAAAGGGGUUUCUGUUUAAUAGAGGGUUUACUGUUUUGAAUUAAGUAGAAGUUUUUAUAUCACUUCAAAUCUAGGCUUUGCCUUCUCAAUCCAAAAUAGAGCUGAGCAGAACCUGUCCUGUAUAUAGAUGAUUUCAUUAGGCAGGAAUAUUGAGCCAGCACCUUACUCAGAUUUCUAAGGGAUGAGGAAUGAUGUACAAGUUUUCUAUUACAUAUUAUUUUGUGAUAGUGCCAAUUCUAACCUACCUUUUAAGUUUGUUUUUAGCAGAUCUGUUUUAUUUCAAAUACAUUUUAAGAACGCUGUAAAGGUGUAAGUUUACAGGAAAUAAUCAUAUCAAGGUGAUUAAAGGUAACCUACCCAACAUUUCUUCCAUGAUGUUGAUGAGCAAGACCCUAUUUGCUUUGUCACAGCCUCUCCUAUGGAGUCUUCAACGGUUAAAAGGGAGAUGUGGGUACCUACAAAGUACUGCUUAAUUUGUUAGUAUAUUAGAAAUGGGAGUGGGGAAUAGGACCAAUGGGAAAUAGUGGUGAAAUAGCUUAACACCAAUCAAGAAUGUGUGUUAUAUGUUUUAGUGCUUCUUGUAAUAGGUUAAAAGUAGCCGUAGCCCUAGUGUACCAGUUACAAAAGUGACCACCUUAAAACAGUAAAUUCCAAAAACUAAUAGUGUACAACUGUUUGAAACACCAGCUCGAAGUAUUAUGUAGUCUAUCUAAACUGACAAGUGUGCAUUCUAACUUCUUCAGAAGUAACUUACAUCAACUGUAGACACUGCAACCCAACUCCCACAAAACAACUCAUUUGAGUUCAAUAGCUGAGUUAGGUUCUAUUUAUAAGAACCUAGUCAAUUCUCCUCCAGUCUCUUAACAGACAAGUGCAACAGUGUAUUAAUUUGUAUCUUGUUCUAAUGACUUUUAAAAAUUGUCUGAGUGUCAAAUAGUGCAUGAAAUUUUAUAUUUCAUAUUGUUCUGAAAAAGUACUUUUCUAAUUAAAAAGGUUUACACCAGCUUGAAUGUAUUGUUAGUUAUUACAAAGCACAUGUGACUAAGUUUGCAUUAAUCUCAGUAUUCCACUGUUUAUAUGGGAAGUUUUUCAUUUAAAAAUGUCACUGAACAUUGUACUAUAUGUUGUAAUUUUAGAGACUUUUCACCUAAUUGAUUUGCUUUAAAUGUGUUCUGCUUUUUUAGUUCCUUAGCUGCUGUAAAAUAGUUAUUUUGUUUAUUUGAUAUAGAAUUGUAAAAACAGCAUUUAUUUAUACAGAGACAUUUAUAAUACUUUUUAUUUUACAAAUGUUCCUAUAUUCUGAAUAAAUAUUUCUAAUGCUAAAGUAUGUGUUUCACUUGUUAGCUUCAGUCCCAUAACUAGUUACAUACACUCUAAAAAACUUAAGCCUUCAAUACAUGGUUGAUAGGUGGUACAGACUAAACGAACCUACCUCUUUUGACAACACUGUGAAAAAAAAUCUUAAUGUCCUUAAAUGUCAGUCCUAAGAUUAAAGUGGAGUUGUUCUGUUUUUCUAGUAGAAAAACAGAAGUUUUACCAUGUUUCCAUUCCCCCAUACUUUGGAAUUCUUUUAAAAAAAAAAAGCUGGGACAGCUUCCCAGGACUGUAUUAAAAACUUAAAAGUAAGUCUGCAGCUACCUCAUUCUCCUUUAAAACUCCUCUUCAAAUUUAAUAUGAAAGUAUACAUUAAAAGGCAAACAUUUUUAAAUGGAAGGAGACAGUUGCACACGUUUGAUUCUUUUAAUGACAAAUCACUCCAUUUCACAAAUACUUUAAAAGCGCGGAUCGGGGUUUGACAGUAAAUCCUCUCAUCUAAUGUUCCAAACCUAUAUC
This is a messenger RNA of Caretta caretta (loggerhead turtle), 9068 nucleotides long. It is a transcript of the gene MCC, whose product is annotated as MCC regulator of Wnt signaling pathway. Gene Ontology annotation, molecular function: calcium ion binding. The record is from RefSeq and is a predicted model, not a curated record. Lineage: Eukaryota; Metazoa; Chordata; Testudines; Cheloniidae. Gene Ontology annotation, biological process: negative regulation of canonical Wnt signaling pathway. Gene Ontology annotation, cellular component: cytoplasm.